Messenger RNA from Ochotona curzoniae (black-lipped pika), 2016 nucleotides. It is a transcript of the gene DMPK, whose product is annotated as DM1 protein kinase. Bases 133 to 2016 code for a protein of 627 amino acids. The transcript is spliced from 15 exons. The record is from RefSeq and is a predicted model, not a curated record. Gene Ontology annotation, cellular component: cytoskeleton; cytoplasm. Gene Ontology annotation, molecular function: ATP binding; protein serine/threonine kinase activity. Gene Ontology annotation, biological process: actomyosin structure organization; peptidyl-threonine phosphorylation. NCBI's taxonomy places the organism in Eukaryota, Metazoa, Chordata, Mammalia, Lagomorpha, Ochotonidae.
CCCAGGGGACAGCCAGGGACAGGCAGACAUGCGGCCAGGGCUGCGGGGCCUGGACAGGGGCUGCUGGGCCCUGUGACAGGAGGAAGCCCCGAGCCCCGGCCCGGGGAGGGGCCAUGGUGCUGCCUGCCCAACAUGUCAGCCGAGGUGCGGCUGCGGCGGCUCCAGGCGCUGGUGCUGGACCCCGGCUUCCUGGGCCUGGAGCCCUUGCUCGACCUUCUCCUGGGCGUCCACCAGGAACUGGGCGCCUCCGACCUGGCCCAGGACAAGUACGUGGCCGACUUCUUGCAGUGGGCGGAGCCCAUUGCGGCAAGGCUUAAGGAGGUCCGGCUACAAAGAGAGGACUUCGAGAUUCUGAAGGUGAUCGGACGCGGGGCGUUCAGCGAGGUAGCGGUGGUGAAGAUGAAGCAGACGGGCCAGGUGUAUGCGAUGAAGAUCAUGAAUAAGUGGGACAUGCUGAAGAGGGGCGAGGUGUCGUGUUUCCGGGAAGAGAGGGAUGUGUUGGUGAACGGGGAUCGGCGCUGGAUCACAGAGCUGCACUUUGCCUUCCAGGACGAGAACUACCUGUACCUGGUCAUGGAGUACUACGUGGGCGGGGACCUGCUAACGCUGCUGAGCAAGUUUGGGGAACGGAUCCCAGCCGAGAUGGCGCGCUUCUACCUAGCAGAGAUUGUCAUGGCCAUAGACUCAGUGCACCAGCUGGGCUAUGUGCACAGAGACAUCAAGCCAGACAACAUCCUGCUGGACCGCUGCGGCCACAUUCGCCUGGCCGACUUCGGCUCCUGCCUCAAGCUGAGGGCAGAUGGGACGGUGCGGUCACUGGUGGCUGUGGGCACGCCGGACUACUUGUCCCCUGAGAUCCUGCAGGCCGUGGGCGGUGGGCCUGGAGCAGGCAGCUACGGGCCCGAGUGUGACUGGUGGGCACUGGGCGUGUUCGCCUACGAGAUGUUCUACGGACAGACGCCCUUCUAUGCCGACUCUACUGCCGAGACCUACGGCAAGAUCGUCCACUACCAGGAGCACCUGACUCUGCCCUUGGCCGACGUGGGCGUCCCUGAGGAGGCCCGAGACCUCAUCCAGAGGCUGCUGUGUCCCCCAGAGACCCGGCUAGGCCGGCAGGGGGCAGCCGACUUCCAGAAGCACCCUUUCUUCUUGGGCCUCGAUUGGGAUGGCCUGCGGGACAGCGUGCCCCCCUUUAUACCGGAUUUUGAGGGUGCCACUGACACGUGCAACUUCGAUGUGGUGGAGGAUGGGCUCACUGCCAUGGAGACGCUGUCUGACAUCCGGGAGGCCAUGCCACUGGGCGUCCACCUGCCUUUCGUGGGAUUCUCCUACUCCUGCACCGCGCUCAGGGACAGUGAGCCCCCAGGCCCCACCCCCAUGGAACUGGAGGCCGAGCAAUUGCCUGAGCCACAGGUGCAACUGCCCAGUCCUGACCAUGCGAGGCCUCUCCUGGAGGAAACAGCUGAAGUGGCGGUUCCAGUGGCCCUCCCGGCGGCAGCAGUGGCCGAGGCCGAGGUGACCCUGGGUGUGCUCCAGGAGGCCCUGGAGGAAGAGGCGCUCACUCGGCAGAGCCUGAGCCAGGAGCUGGAGGCCAUCCGUGUGGCCAACCAGAACUUCGCCAGCCAGCUCCGUGAGGCAGAGGCCCUCAACCGCGACCUGGAGGCGCGUGUGCGCCAGCUGCAGGAGCGGAUGCAGCUGCUGCAAGCCGAACGGGCUGAAGCUGUCACGGGGGUCCCCAGUCCCCGGGCCACGGAUCCACCUUCCCAUAUGGCCCCCCGGCCGUGGCUCUGGGCCAGUGCCCGCUGGUGGGGCCAGGCCCCCUGCACCGCCGCCACCUGCUGCUCCCUGCCAGGGUCCCUAAGCCUGGCCUUCCGGAGGCGCGGCCCCUGCGCCUGCUCGCCGCCGCUGCUCUGGCUCCUGCCCCCGCCCCGGGCUGCGCUGGGCUGGUGGCCCGCGGCCGCCAUCGCGCCGCGGCCUGGCGCCGCCCCAGAGCCCUCCUCGUCCCCUGAACCCUAG